UUUGAAGGCGGUCUCUUGACGUUAUGUAUCACUUUCACAGGUGCUUAUUACUUGCGUUUUCUGCACAUAUUUUUUUUUAUUUUCUUCAAACAUUAUGACAUAAUGGAAUUUUCAUUUCUUGGCCACACAAAUUUGCACAAUGAGGACUUCAGGCAAGUGGAAAGUGCGAAAUAAUAUCUCUGCAAUUACAAGACAAGCAGGCAUGAGACGACAAGAGAUGCCAGAAGAGUCACUAACAACUGUGAGAUCUAAGAGGAAAGAUGAAUCCCGCUGAAGCGGCGGAGGACGGACCCACUGAUUCAGACACGGAUGCAUUCUUCAAAACAGGGUCUUUCAGAUGUGAAGGCAUUAAAGCGUCUGAUGUCCUUCCUGUGCUGAGAGAAAAAAUAGCAUUUGUAUCAGGAGGUCGUGAUAAGAGAGGUGGCCCCAUCCUGACCUUUCCCGCUAGGAGUAACCAUGACAGAAUAAAACAAGAGGACCUGAGAAGACUUGUAACGUACCUGUCCACUGUGCCCAGUGAGGACGUGUGUAAGCGAGGUUUCACUGUGAUUAUUGAUAUGCGCGGUUCUAAGUGGGACCUGAUAAAGCCGUUACUGAAGACCCUGCAGGAAGCGUUUCCAGCUGAGAUCUGCGUCGCUCUCAUCAUCAAACCAGACAACUUCUGGCAGAAACAAAAGACCAACUUUGGCAGUGCCAAGUUCACCUUUGAGACUAGCCUGGUGUCUGUGGAGGGUUUGACCAAACUAGUGGACCCGUCUCAGUUAACAGACGACUUUGAGGGAUCUCUGGAAUAUAAUCAUGAGGAAUGGAUUGAGCUCAGGGUCGCUCUCGAGGAGUUCCUGGCCAGUGCUGUUCACCUCCUCUCCCGCCUGGAAGAUCUGCAGGAGAUGUUGGCUAAGAAGGAGUUCCCGGUGGACGUGGAGGGAUCUCGGAGACUCAUCGAUGAGCACACUCAGCUGAAGAAGAAGGUGAUGAAGGCUCCAGUGGAAGAGCUGGACCACGAAGGCCAGAGACUCUUGCAGUGUAUCCGCUCCAGUGACGGCUUCUCAGGGAGGAACUGUAUUUCUGGAAGUGCCGACUUCCAGAGUGUGGUUCCGAAGAUCGCCAGUCUGCUGGAUAAACUCCACAGCACCAGACAGCACCUGCACCAGAUGUGGCACCUAAGAAAACUGAAGCUGGAUCAGUGUUUUCAGCUCCGACUGUUUGAACAGGAUGCAGAGAAGAUGUUUGACUGGAUCAGUCACAAUAAGGAAUUGUUUCUUCAGAGCCACACAGAGAUCGGUGUGAGCUACCAGCACGCUGUGGAGCUACAGACUCAGCACAACCACUUCGCCAUGAACUCCAUGAAUGCAUAUGUGAACAUAAACCGCAUCAUGUCAGUGGCGUCACGGCUGUCGGAGGCAGGUCACUACGCGUCUCAGCAGAUCAAACAGAUCAGCACUCAGCUCGAUCAGGAGUGGAAGAGCUUCGCCGCUGCUCUCGAUGAACGCAGCACCAUCCUUGCCAUGUCUGCUGUCUUCCAUCAGAAAUCUGAGCAGUUUCUGUCUGGUGUGGAAGCGUGGUGUAAGAUGUGCAGUGAGGGUGGGUUGCCAUCAGAGAUGCAGGAUCUGGAAUUAGCCAUUCAUCACCAUCAGACGCUCUAUGAACAGGUCACACAAGCUUAUACAGAGGUGAGUCAGGAUGGUAAGGCUUUGCUUGACGUUCUUCAGCGGCCGUUGAGUCCUGGUAACUCAGAGUCUCUGACUGCAACAGCUAACUACUCUAAAGCCGUGCACUGUAUUUUGGACGUGGUCCAUGAGGUCCUGCAUCACCAGAGACGUCUGGAGAGCAUCUGGCAGCACCGUAAAGUUCGUCUGCAUCAGAGACUGCAGCUCUGUGUCUUCCAGCAGGACGUCCAACAGGUGAUUGACUGGAUAGAGAAUCACGGAGAGGCUUUCCUCAGUAAACACACAGGUGUGGGCAAAUCCCUGCACAGAGCCAGAGCCCUCCAGAAACGCCAUGAUGACUUUGAGGAGGUGGCACAGAACACUUACACUAAUGCAGAUAAACUCCUGGAAGCAGCUGAGCAGUUGGCCCAGACGGGGGAGUGUGACCCCGAGGAGAUCUAUAAGGCAGCGCGACACCUGGAGGUCAGGAUCCAGGACUUUGUUAGGAGAGUGGAGCAAAGAAAACUACUGCUGGACAUGUCCGUCUCCUUCCACACGCACACUAAAGAGUUGUGGACGUGGAUGGAGGACCUGCAAAAGGAGCUGCUGGAGGAAGUUUGUUCCGACUCGGUUGAUUCGGUUCAGGAGCUGAUAAAACAGUUUCAGCAGCAGCAGACGGCCACGCUGGAGGCCACACUCAAUGUCAUUAAAGAGGGAGAAGACCUUAUGCAACAACUCAGAGAUUCAGCAAUGAGCAGUAAUAAGAUGCCUCACACGAGCUCCAUCGCUCACAUCGAGGGCGUCCUACAGCAGCUAGAGGAGGCCCAGGGCCACAUGGAGGAACUUUUCCAUGAGAGGAAGAUCAAACUUGACAUCUUCCUGCAGCUGCGCAUCUUUGAGCAGUACACCAUUGAGGUAACGGCAGAGUUAGACGCGUGGAACGAGGACCUGGUUCGACAGGUAAAUGAAUUUACCGCAGAAGAACCCAGUCUGGCCGAACAGAGACUCCAGCGGCACGCGGAGAGAAAACAGGCCAUGAACAACAUGACCUAUGAGGUUAUGCAGCAGGGUCAAGAUCUGCAUCAGUACAUCAUGGAGGUCCAAGCCUCAGGUAUCGAGUUGACCGGGGAGAAGGAGGUGGACCUGGCCACUCAAGUUCAGGAGUUGUUGGAGUUUCUUCAUGAGAAACAGCAUGAGCUGGACGUGAGUGCUGAACAUACACAGAAACGCCUGGAGCAGUGUGUGCAGCUACGCCACCUACAGGCUGAGGUUAAACAGGUCCUGGGUUGGAUUCGUAACGGUGAGUCUAUGUUGGAUGCCAGUAUGGUGAACGCAAGCUCACUGUCAGAGGCCGAACAACUACAGAGAGAACAUGAACAGUUCCAGCUCGCGAUAGAGUCUUUGUUCCAUGCCAACUCUCUUCAUAAAACCCAUCAGAGUGCACUACAGGUGCAGCAGAAGGCUGAGAUCAUGUUACAGGCUGGACACUUUGACCCUGAGGCCAUCCGCAGCUGUGCAGAGAAGGUGGCUGUACAUUGGCAGCAGCUCAUGCUGAAGAUGGAAGACAGACUCAAGCUGGUUAAUGCCUCCGUGGCCUUCUACAAGACAUCAGAACAGGUGUGUAGUGUGCUGGAGAGUCUGGAGCAGGAGUACCGUCGAGAUGAGGACUGGUGUGGAGCUCAUGAUAAACUGGGAUCUUCAGCAGAGAUGGAUCAUGUCCUGCCUCUCAUCAGCAAACACCUGGAGCAGAAAGAGGCUUUUCUCAAGGCAUGUACUCUGGCCAGGCGAAAUGCUGAGGUUUUUCUGAAAUACAUCCAUCGUAAUAACGUCAGCACUCAGGGGUCAUCUAGCAACACCCGCGGUCCUGAGCAACAGGUCAAAGCCAUCCUGAAUGAACUGCUACAGAGGGAAAACAGAGUUCUGCAUUUCUGGACCAUGAAGAAGCGGCGUUUGGAUCAGUGUCAGCAGUAUGUGGUGUUUGAACACAGUGCCAAACAGGCAUUAGAGUGGAUAGAAGAGGCAGGAGAGGUCUAUCUCAGCACUCACACGUCCCCUGGAGACUCGGUGGAGAAAACUCAGGAACUGCUGAGAGAAUAUGAAGAAUUCCGCGUAUCUGCCAAGCAAACUAAGGAGAAAGUGAAGAUGUUGAUCCAGCUGGCAGAUAAUUUUGUAGAGAAGGGACACAUGCACGUCACCGAGCUGAAGAAGUGUGUGACGGCAGUGGACAAGCGUUACAGAGACUUCUCCCUGCGCAUGGGCAAAUACCGCUGCGGUCUGGAGAACGCGCUGGGCAUCAGCUCUGAGGAUAAUAAGGAUCUGGAGUUGGAUAUCAUUCCAGCCAGUCUAACUGACCCAGAGGUCAAACUGCGUGACCCCAACCACGAGGUGAACGAGGAAAAGAGGAAAUCAGCCCGGAAGAAAGAGUUUAUUAUAGCAGAACUGUUACAGACAGAAAAGGCUUAUGUGAGGGACUUACAUGAAUGUUUAGAGACAUAUUUGUGGGAGAUGACCAAUGGUGUAGAGGAAAUCCCUUCAGGGAUCGCCAACAAGGAGCACAUCAUUUUCGGGAACAUUCAGGAGAUUUAUGACUUCCACAAUAAUAUAUUCGUGAAAGAGCUGAUCAAUUACGAGCAGUUACCCGAGGAUGUGGGGCAUUGCUUUGUUACAUGGGCUGAUAAGUUUAAUAUUUAUGUGACGUACUGCAAAAACAAACCAGAUUCCAGUCAGCUCAUCCUGGAGCAUGCUGGGAGUUUUUUUGAUGAUAUUCAGAAGAGACAUGGUCUGGCCAACUCUAUAUCAUCAUACCUCAUCAAACCUGUGCAGAGGAUCACCAAAUACCAGCUGCUGCUCAAGGAGCUGCUGUCCUGCUGUGAAGAAGGCAAAGGUGAAAUUAAAGAUGGACUGGAGGUCAUGCUGAGUGUGCCGAAGAGAGCCAACGACGCCAUGCACGUCAGCAUGCUGGAGGGUUUUGAUGAGAAUUUGGACGUUCAGGGUGAACUCAUCCUGCAGGACACCUUCCAGGUGUGGGACCCCAAAUCACUGAUCCGUAAGGGCCGAGACCGCCACCUCUUCCUCUUUGAGAUCUCCCUCGUCUUCAGCAAAGAAAUCAAAGACUCUGCGGGACGAUCCAAAUACAUCUACAAGAACAAACUACUGACAUCUGAAUUAGGGGUGACAGAACAUGUGGAGGGAGACCCGUGUAAAUUUGCCCUGUGGGUGGGACGCACACCCUCAUCUGACAACAAGACGGUCCUCAAGGCGUCCAGUAUUGAGGUGAAGCAAGAAUGGAUUAAAAACAUCCGAGAGGUCAUCCAGGAGAGAAUCAUUCACCUGAAGGGGGCGCUAAAGGAACCCAUCCACAUGCCCAAAGCACCAGCCAAACCCCGCAACAACAGCAAGAGGGACACUGGUGAGGAUGCCGACAGUCAGGGAGACGGCAGCAGUCAGCCGGACACCAUCUCCAUUGCAUCUAGAACCUCACAGAACACUAUGGACAGUGACAAGCUCUCUGGAGGGUGUGAGCUGACGGUGGUCCUGCAGGACUUUGUGGCGAGCAGCACAUCUGAGCUCAGCAUCCAGACCGGUCAGACGGUGGAGCUGUUGGAGCGGCCAAGCGACCGGCCGGGAUGGUGUCUGGUACGGACCACAGACAAGACCCCUCCUCAGGAGGGACUGGUACCCAGCAGCGCUCUGUGUAUCUCUCACUCACGCAGCAGUGUGGAGAUGGAUUGCUUCUUCCCAGCAGGCAAAGAAAACUAUGCAGUUAGCGGUCCUGAAGGCAAGACGGAGUCCGUGGCCACACUGCAGCCACAGCCAUCCCUGAACUCCCUGCAGAGUAGCUCCCCUGGACCCAAGCGCUCUGGGAAUACACUGAAGAAAUGGUUGACCAGCCCUGUCCGGCGCCUCAGUCAUGGCAGCAACAUUAAGAAGAUUCCUAGCAAACAGAAGCAAAAACGUGAUGGACGCAAGAGCAUUGAUCUGGGGCCACCCGAACAACAGGAUGACACCCUGGAAGAGAGAGUGCGUAAAGAAGAGGGAACACUCUCCAAAUCUUCAUCAGGAAUGCACAGUGGAGGGGAGGAAGAGCCUGAGGACGAGUCACACACUCCCCUCCCUCCUCCAAUGGAGAUCAUCAAAGACCCCUCUGCUCAGGAAGAGAAGUCGUCUGUGCUGCUGGCUUCACGGCAGAGCUCGGCUGACGUCCCCAGCGCUGCUGAGCUUGUCAGUGCUAUAGAAAAACUGGUCAAAACUAAGAUGACGCUGGAACCAGGGUCAUACCCAGGAUUCAGCUCAGUAAACCCAGCAGAGCAAAGCCCCGUGCCACCCAGAAACCCUGAGCUGGAGCAGAAAGCCAAAGCACUGCGUGGACGAAUGUUUGUUCUGAAUGAAUUAAUUCAGACAGAAAAAGACUACGUGAAAGACUUGGGUAUUGUGGUUGAGGGGUUUAUGAAGAGAAUAGAGGAGAAAGGAGUUCCAGAUAAUAUGAAAGGAAAAGAUAAGAUUGUCUUUGGAAACAUUCACCAAAUCUACGACUGGCACAAAGAUUUUUUUGUUGGUGAACUGGAAAAAUGUCUUGAAGAUCAAGAAAAACUGCCUGAGCUGUUCAGUAAACAUGAGAGAAGGCUGCACAUGUAUGUGGUUUACUGUCAGAACAAACCCAAAUCUGAAUUCAUCGUUGCAGAAUACGAUUCAUACUUCGAGGGGAUUCAGCAAGACGUCAACUCAAGACUAGGCAUCAGUGAUUUUCUCAUUAAACCCAUUCAGAGAAUUACUAAAUACCAACUUUUAUUAAAGGACUUCUUGAAGUACAGCAUGAAGGCGGGGUUGGAUUGUCAGCAUAUAGAGAAAGCGGUAGACCUGAUGUCCCAGGUGCCCAAGCUGUGCAAUGACAUGAUGAAUCUGGGAAGACUGCAGGGAUAUGAGGGGAAGUUGACGAGUCAGGGGAAGCUCUUGCAGCAGGAGACGUUUUUUGUGACGGAGCAGGAUUCUGGUGUUCUGUCCCGCAGUAAAGAGCGCAGGGUCUUCCUGUUUGAACAGAUCGUCAUCUUCAGCGAGCUCUUACGAAAAGGCUCGUCCACGCCAGGAUACCAGUUUAAAAAGAGCAUCAAGGUGAGCUUCCUCGGUCUGGAAGAGCAUGUUGAAAACGAUCCGUGUAAGUUUGUGCUGUCGUGUCGUGGGUCAUCCGAACGUUUCACCCUGCAAGCGGCAAACACGGACAUUAAACAGGUCUGGGUUCAGCAUAUCACCGAUCUACUAGACUUACAGAGCAACUUCUUGUCAGCUCUACAGUCACCCAUUGAGUAUCAGAAGGAGCGCAGCGGCUCUCAAUCUCUGACCCGAAACUCCUCCAGCAGUGGGCGAAUGGGUCAGUCCAACAGCAGGCCCAGCUCCACUGCGUCACUCGGAGCAGAAAAACCCACUCUGUCUGGACGGAGCUCCACCCCGUUAAAGCUAUCUACCUCCAACGGUGGUCCAUGCUAUGACUCGGACAGAUACCACAGGCAGUUUGAUGGUGUGGGCUGUAACGGAUCAUCGUCCUCUUUGAUGGUGACUCAGGACUAUAACGCACUGAAAGAGAACGAGAUCUGUGUCACGCAGGGUGAGACGGUGCAGAUACUGGCCACUAACCAGCAGAACAUGUACCUGGUGUACCGACCCGCUAACAGCCAAUCACCAGCUGCGGAGGGCUGGGUGCCGGGACACAUCCUGGGCCCCCUCACUAAACCCCUCAUAGACACUACUGCUGACUCAAACAUCAAGAAAUCUCUCUCGUGGAACACGCUUCGUGCUCGCAAGCGUGCAGAGAAGGACAGUGCGCCACUCAAAAGUGACAUAAAAGUUGAGAAUGGACUGCGUAAGCCAAAGGAAAUUCUCAGCAGCAAGGUCACUGAGAAAGAGUCCCGCAGCUCAGACGAGUCCGAUUGUGAGGAUGAACUAGACCCCAAAACUAGUAUGGAGUUGUUGAACCCUAAUUUCAUCCAAGAGGUGGCUCCAGAGUUCCUGACCCCUCUAGCGGACGUGACGUGUGCUCUGGGGGAGACGGUGGUUCUGUGUUGUAAAGUGUGUGCUCGUCCCAAGCCCACGAUCACCCUGAAAGGACCCGAUCAAAGUCUGCUGGUCAACAAUAACCGAUUCACUAUCAAUAUCAGGGAUACGGGUGAUAUCGUAUUGAAGAUCUGUAAUCUAAUGCCACAGGAUACUGGCAUCUACACGUGUGUGGCUGUGAAUGAUCAUGGCACAGCCUCCUCAUCUGCAUCUAUUAAAGUACAAGGUAUCCCAGCAGCCCCUGCUCGACCUGUGGCGCAGGAAGCCAGCAGCACAGCAGUGAUUGUUCACUGGCUUCCUCCAGCCAGCUCAGGAAACUCUGCCAUCUCCAGCUACACUGUGGAAUACAGGCAGGAAGACUCUCUGGUGUGGCAGAAGUCGGUGGUCUCCACUGCAGAUGUGUGUGUGAAAAUUGAGAAUCUGAUUCCUGGUGGACACUAUCAGUUCAGAGUCAGUGCCAGUAACCCCUGGGGCAUCAGCCCACCCAGUGAACCCUCAAACAUGGUGACUUUACCCAGCACAGCCUCGACAUAUGACGGCACUGGAAUCCAGUGGAAAGACAAUUUUGAAUCUGCCUUCACAGAAUUAUGUGAAAUUGGACGGGGUCGUUUCUCAGUGGUGAGGAAGUGUCUCAGUAAGGCCAGUAAGAAGGAGGUUGCUGUGAAAUAUGUCAAUAAGAAGAUGCAGAAGAAAGAGCAGGUUGCCCAUGAGGCCGAUAUCCUGCGUCAUGUCCAGCAUCCCCAGCUGGUGGCGCUGAUUGAUACCUAUGAGUCACCCACAGCCUACAUGCUUGUUCUUGAGCUUGUUGAAGAUGGGCGUCUGCUGGACUAUCUAGUGGCUCAUGAUGAGCUGAUGGAGGAGAAGGUGGCGUUUUUCAUUAAAGACACACUGGAAGCUCUGCAGCAUCUGCACACCUGCAGAGUAGCUCAUCUGGACCUCAAGCCUGAAAAUCUGUUGGUGGACCUCCACGUGCCGGUGCCUUGCGUGAAGCUCUCAGAUCUGGGCGAUGCAGUACAGGUUUCGGGUCACCGCUAUGUGCAUCUCCUCCUGGGAAACCCUGAGUUUGCCGCUCCAGAGCUCAUCCAGGGCACCCCGGUGUCCCUGUCUACAGAUGUGUGGAGUGUAGGGGUGCUGGCCUACGUCAUGCUCAGCGGAGUCUCCCCGUUCCUGGACGAGAGUCUGGAGGAGACCUGCGUCAACAUCUGCAGGCUGGACUUCUGCUUUCCUGAGGAGUACUUCUGCGGCAUCAGCCAGGCCGCCAAAGACUUCAUUGUGUCCACGCUCAACCAGGACCCCAGAAAGAGGCCCAGCUCAGCCUCGUGCCUUCAGCACCCGUGGGUCAGUGCUCAUAGUGGAGAUUACUCCAAAACACCACUGGACACCAUCAGACUCGCUGCGUUCAUCGACAGACGCAAACAGCUACAUGAUGUCAGACCUGUGACAAACGUUAAAGGACUGGUCAGCAGCAGUAUGGGACACACCUUGUGAGACGAGAACAUGGGGUGAAGUAGGGAGAUUCUAGCAUGUUACAUGCUGUUCUUCAACAUUAAAUGUCAUUUACAUUAUAUCAUAUCAUUUGGAAUGUGCACUUACUGUACACCGUGUUUCCUGUAGAGUUAUUUGGCCUGCUCUGUGAUGACUUGUGACCUGGGGAGAUCAACAAAUUUGUGAGACCAUUAAUAGAUUGAGAAACUGCAAGGACACUGGAAUUGUGGGAAUCGCAGAGCUAUGAGUAGUGACGUCAUUGAAUGUCAUAUAGGUGGGUGUAGCUUAGGGUGAUUUGCUUUAUAACUUUGAGAGUACUAAACAGACCAGUAGUUGGGUGUUGUUGUAUGUUCAGUUGUACUGAAAAGGUUUACAGGAAUUUAACCAAAAAUGAGAAUUCUGUCAUCACUUACUUGUGUCGUUCCAGAUCUGCCAAAUGUGCUAAAACAAAAUGAGAUGUUUAGAUGAAUUUUAAUGUUGCUCCAAGUAAAUAAUAAUUUAAAAAAUAAACUAAUUCACAUAUAUUCAAAUAUGGCACAUUAGGUUUCACAUCUAUGAUGCUGAAUGGCUCAUUUCUUGAAUGGAUCGCAACAUGCCAGUUUGAAUGUGCAGAAGUUCAAUAAAGCAAUAAGCCCCAAGAAGCUGUGGUUUACAGUGAAUUUAGAACAGCUAAGGGGCAUCAUUAGUGCCUAAAACCCCCUUUAGCUGUUCUAAAAUCAGUGUAAAUCACGGCUUCAUGGGGCUUAAAACGGUUAUUCCACACACCUGGCAAGGUUUCAUUAAAUAAACACUGACACAAAAAUGUAAUGCUAUUGAUAAAAAAAAAACAUAUUUUUCUUCCACCAGUGUAGUUCUUCAGAAGCAGAACACAGAUACAGUGGCGCAGUAAUACUGAUGUAAUGCAGUCACAGGUGUAUGUUUGUAGAGUAAUUUACAACGGCAUUGAACACGACUCAACAAAUUAUCAAGGACGGGAACUAUACGUUUUAUGAAUAUGAUUUAAAAGCUUAAUUUGGAAGAUUCUUCAAUUUUAUGAUACUUUUACCACAUUUUGAGCUCAAUAAGUAUCAGUACUUCUCAAAUUCAAAUACCAGUUUGGAGCAACAUGAGAGCAAAUAAACGAUGACAGAAUGUGGAUGACGAUUGGGUGUGAAGAGAAAUUUAGUGAUCCAUCAUCUUGCAGCAGAUAUAUUUUUCAUAGCUUCAUUAAGAUGAAUAAAAGAAUGUAGAAUAUUUGACAGGUUAUUGUACAAAUACAUGCAUGUAGAAAUAACAGAACAUCCACCAUUUAACCUGUAAUAUAUUCAGUUUUCAUAGUAUGGGGUCAUGAGGGUCAUCAUUGAUGUCAGUUAGCAUAAUGAGGAUUAUUUUGAAUGUCUUAAAAUAGAAACCUAUGAAUUGAACAAAGUAUGCUGUUUUCUUAUUUGUUAGCAAAGUAUUGUCAUUUCAGUUAUUAAACCUCAGCACUUAUUUACACUGCCGUUUAAAAUUUGGGGUCGAUGAGAUUUUUUUUUUUUUUUUUUCUUUUUUGUGAUUGUUUUUGAAAGAAGUCUCUUCUGCUCGCCAAGACUGCAAUUAUUUGAUCAAAAAUACAGUAAAACAGUACUAUUGUGAAAUAUUGCUAUAGUUCAAAAAUAACUCUUGUCUAUUUAAAUAUAUUUUAAAAUGUAAUUUAUUCCUGUGAUGCAAAGCUGAAUUUUCAGCAUGAUUACUCCAGUCUUCAGUGUCACAUGAUCCUUCAGAAAUCAUUCUAAUAUGCUGAUUUGGUGCUCAAGCUUUCUUAUUAUUAUCAGUGUAGAAAACAGUUAUACAUUUUUGAAGGAUUCUUUGAAACAGAAUAGAUUUUUUUUUUAAUGCCAGUAUUUACUGUCACUUUUGAUCAAUUUAAUGCAUCCUUGCUGAAUAAAAGUUUAAAUCUUACUGACCUCAGACUUUUGAAUGAUGCAGUAUUUUAUUUAUUUGUUUAUUUAUUUUACAAAAUAUCCACACAUUGUCCAAGAAGAAACCACUUUUGCCUUUUACUCCAUUUAUGUAAUUUAUUAUUUUUUAAAUUUUUACAUUAAUGUAUUAUAGGAAUGUCCAACUAUUUCAUCUGUUAUACGUUUAUGUUUGACUAUAUAAUUGUUCUGUGUGUUGUAUGUGCAGUCAGACUUGUAAUAUGUCAAAAUGUCACAGGAGUCACGUAUCGGCUUUGACAGGCCAGAAGCACACAGCCCGUAAACACUUUCAGUUGAUAAUGUGACAAUAACAUCGAAUACACUCUAAAUACACACCUUUGCCAUGUGUAGCAACUCAUAAUUCAAUAACUACACAUAAUGUAAAAACAUGACAGUUUUUGGUGAGUUUAUAAUGUAAUACAUUUCUCAUAAUGUAAAAAUUGUUAGAUUUUAAAAUAAGAUUUUAUUAAGUUUUGAGAGAAUUAUUACAUUAUGAACAUUUUAUUACAAUAAUAAUAUAAUACUUAUUACAUUAUGCACAGUUGUUACAUUAUGAGUUGCUACAGCAUCAAUACUGGAAGGGAAGCCUAAUAGAGAGGUUCAGUGAGGGCCAGUGAAUUAUCACACAGUGGUGUAGUAUAAAGACGUUACAGCAUGACACACCUGUCAAUACUGCAUUGGGACAAUCGCUACAUCUCAUGUUUAACCUCAUCAGCUCUCGCUGUUUAAAGCUUCUGCUCCACAUUAAUAACCUCUGUAAUAUCAUCAUCAGGGUUGGGUCUAGUUUCACUUCAGCACAUCUGAAACAAACAACAUAAAAAUAAUCGGAAUGUAAUUUGAUUUUAGGCAACUUAGAUCUCAGGAGAUCUCUGAAGAAUAAAGCCAGAUCUGCUCAUUACAUCUCUGUUUCAUGCAUAUGCCCCUGCAAAAGGAUUGUAUAGAAGCCUGUGUGUAAAAUUUGCUGAAAUUUUUAGUUUUUCUUGAUUCAUAUGGGCUGUUUGUUUGUUACUGAAUGUUUAAUAAACUGUGCUUUGUUUUUAGGAAAACUUA
This is a messenger RNA of Megalobrama amblycephala (Wuchang bream), 12163 nucleotides long. RefSeq names its product kalirin RhoGEF kinase a (gene kalrna). The coding region runs from base 261 to 9179 and encodes 2972 amino acids. Gene Ontology annotation, molecular function: guanyl-nucleotide exchange factor activity; ATP binding; protein kinase activity. The transcript has 61 exons. Gene Ontology annotation, biological process: protein phosphorylation; axon guidance; intracellular signal transduction. The record is from RefSeq and is a predicted model, not a curated record. Gene Ontology annotation, cellular component: cytoplasm; postsynaptic density. NCBI's taxonomy places the organism in Eukaryota, Metazoa, Chordata, Actinopteri, Cypriniformes, Xenocyprididae.